This is a messenger RNA of Oncorhynchus keta (chum salmon), 3190 nucleotides long. Its product is annotated as rab GTPase-activating protein 1-like. The transcript is spliced from 8 exons. Lineage: Eukaryota; Metazoa; Chordata; Actinopteri; Salmoniformes; Salmonidae. The record is from RefSeq and is a predicted model, not a curated record. The coding region runs from base 934 to 1947 and encodes 337 amino acids.
UGUGCUUCUGUGUGUGUGUAGUCCACUGCUGUACCUGCCUGCUAGCUAGAGUGUGUCUGUGUGUGUAGUCCACUGCUGUACCUGCCUGCUAGCUAGAGUGUGUCUGUGUGUGUAGUCCACUGCUGUACCUGCCUGCUAGCUAGAGUGUGUCUGUGUGUGUAGUCCACUGCUGUACCUGCCUGCUAGCUAGAGUGUGUCUGUGUGUGUAGUCCACUGCUGUACCUGCCUGCUAGCUAGAGUGUGUCUGUGUGUGUAGUCCACUGCUGUACCUGCCUGCUAGCUAGAGUGUGUCUGUGUGUGUAGUCCACUGCUGUACCUGCCUGCUAGCUAGAGUGUGUCUGUGUGUGUAGUCCACUGCUGUACCUGCCUGCUAGCUAGAGUGUGUCUGUGUGUUUCAUACACGUUGGACUACGCCCUUGGACUUGACCAUUGGACUACCUGAGGUAGUUCACCUGGCUUUCAGCUGUUGUCGAAGCUCACCAGGUUUUUCACAGGUACCGUCUCUGACCUGCUGGAGUUCAUCUGUCUCUGGGUGUUGACCUGUGUAUAUCUGACUGACUGGGAGUUACUACCUCUGUUGGAGUUCACCUGUUAGAGGGAGCUCAGCUGUGUAUCAACACGUGCCUCUCUGCUACUGGAGUUUACCUGUGUGAAGGAGUUUACCUGUCUGACUGGAACACCUGUUGGAAUUCUUGGAGCUUCUCUCUCCUGCUGGGGUUCACUUACCUCAGAGCAGAGACCUGCAUCCUCCAGCUGUGUGUGUGUGUGUGUGUGUGUGUGUGUGUGUGUGUGUGUGUGUGUGUGUGUGUGUGUGUGUGUGUGUGUGUGUGUGUGUGUGUGUGUGUGUGUGUGUGUGUGUGUGUGUGUGUGUGUGUGUGUGUGUGUGUGUGUGUGUGUGUGUGUGUGUGUGUGUGUGUGUGUGUGUGUGUCAGGAUGAUGGAAGAAGUGUCUAUCAGGGUGGCAUAUGACACCCACAUCAUAGACCAGAUGACCGAGGAGGAGAUACUGGCCUGCCUGAUGGCCGAGUCUAUACCCAAACACACGGUUCCCAGUAAGAAGGCCACGCCGAGAGAGAACCAGACGCAACAACAGGAUGACCACGUAGAUAGAUACCAGAGGGAGAACCGUCAGCUGCAGCAGGACAGUCUGCGUCUGGAGCAGGAGAAUGAUGUUCUGGCCCACAGACUGAUCACCAGCAAGAUCUCCCUGAGGACUGACCUGGACCAGGUGGAGGACAGAGUGAAUGAGCUGACCAAAGAGCUGCUGAAGACCAGAAAGAGAUUAAAGAACGCAGAGGAGGAGAAGAGAGGGAAAGAGGAGGAGGCUGCUCAGUUGAAGGAGGUGUUAAGGGCAAAGCUGGACAAGGCUGAACCAGAGGUGAAAAGGAGCUCAGGCAUCAUCUCAGACUACAAACAGAUCUGUUCCCAGCUGACCAGUCGGGUGGAGAGGCAGCAGGCGGCCCACAGAGAGGACCUGGACAAACUCAGGAAUGCUGUCCUGGCGUGUUCUCGCUGCCGACAGGCUCUAGAUUCUCCUGUUAUGGAAGGCUUCGGUUCCACAGCCCCGUACCAGAGAAGUAUCAGCACCAGAGAACCAGGCCAGCAGAGAGACCAGGAAACAGAACCAGACCAGCAGACGACUGGUACCAGGGAACAAGACCAGGAGAAGGUGUGUCUGAGUGGCCAGAUCACAGAGCUGGAGAAAGAGCUGGCCCAGACUAAACUACAGAUGGUGGAGGCCAAAUGCAAGAUCCAGGAGCUGGAACACCAGAAGGGGGUGCUGCAACGUGAUCUCCAGACAGCUAGGAACAGCUGGCUCAGUAGGACUGUGAGCUCCAUACGGUCAGCCAGAGGGGGUCAGCAGAGCAGCAGCCUACCCAGUGGGAGAGCCUCAGCAAUGGGGCGUUCUCUCCAUGGCCUCCCCCUCUCAGCCUGGAGCUCCAGGUGACUGUCAUGGGCCCCCAGGAAGGACCGGGGGGAGACGUCUGACAGAGAGAUGGAAGGGAGGGGGAGAGACAACAAGAGGACAUACUGAGAGUAUAGAUAAUAUGUAUUGGAAUGAUUAGACAUGUCUAUUGGUGACUGUUUGUUUCUGCAUUCUAGUCCCUAUUUUGGUUUUAUUUGUUAUUGUCAUUUUUUAUUUUCAAUAUUUUAUUAUUGAUACAGGAAUUGUAUGUUUUAUGUAUUGCUUUGGCUGCAUUGUGUUGUCCCUAAAGCGUGUGAAUAACUGAAUCCAAUGAUCAAACCAUACAUCCCAAUGCUAACACUCCUUUCUGCAUGCACACACACAGACACCACUCUUUAAACAAAACUCCAAACUGGUAUUACUUGUAUGGCACCCAGUCCUUCAUUCAAAACCUUUCAUUGUGCAUUCAUUUUUUGAUUUGAUUUGUUACUUACAGUACAUCUCUGAUCUUGUCAAUAUCAGAUUUUCUUUUUAACUUACAGUGAAGUAAAAUCAAUAGUCAUCAUUGUAGUACAUUCAAGUAUAUAUCCAUACUUUUUAUGUUUCUACAUUUACAGACAUUUUCAUUAAGUAGUUCUCAUAAUCUGUAGCAGACAAACCAGUUCACAUGUAAAGUCAGCCAGGUCACCCGGGAUACAAGUCAGUAUUCGACGUCCAUCCUUAUCUGAGGAUGUCUGGAGAUGAUGUGGAAAUCGGCCACGAGGAGCAACGCUGUUGCCUUCAAGUAGGUUGUGAUUUUCAUAAGCAUCUGCCUCUGAUUCCAAAUUUUGGAAGUUUGAAUCCAGCGAUAGAAAGUUGUUUUUGAGCCCAUCCCAAACCUUAACCCUUACCUUAACCAUUUGGAGUUAAUGUCUAAACUUAACCUUAAACAUUUAGAAAUUUGCCAUUUGCAACAACUUCGAAAUUUGAAGUUUGAGAAACAUGGAUGAACGUGUAAUUAUGACGUGAGACUGUGAGAGCUAGUUGUGUAAUGUAUAGGUUUACCAAACAUAUAAGUGAUCGUCAAUUUAGAGCAGUCUGAUUAAGUAAUAGUUAAUGGUCUUUUAACAAAACAGAAGAGAAACAUAUCAAAAGUGAGCAUCGUAUUGUGCAUGGCAGUUAUGUUAUGUGAACAUGUAUUUCCAGAUGAAACACUGAUUCAGUUUGGUGAAAAUGUGACUGUAUGAUUUUGAUUGUGAAAUACUUAGUCAAUUGAAAAUGUGCUUAAAGUUUUGAAACAACUGCC